AUGUGCUUUGUUAAGUUUUUGAAACAUCUGGAACAUCUGUUCCAAUUGUUUCAAGGACAUUGGGUUAUUGUGUGUUUGUUCUUCUGGAAAAUCAGCCAUUUGCAGGGAAUGAAGGACCGAAGGAGUCUACUAAAUAAUGAUGAAUUGCUUAAGUUGGCUAAGGAUGUGCUCAAGGACUUACCUCGAUUUUCAGAUCCUGAACGUGAUGCACGCGAUUCAGUUCAAAUCCAACAAUUUAUCAUUGACAAAACCACUGAAAGAGAGGAGAUUGUUCAUAUGUUGCUACAAGUCGACGCCAACCAUGAUCCUGCUACUGCGUCAGUUGUUCCGAUUAUUGGAAAUACUGGCUCCGGUAAAACUUCCCUUGCAUUGCUUGUCUAUCAUGACGUUAGAAUUACUAACAAUUUUGAUAAUCAAAUUUGGAUUGACGCCUCUCGUAUCAUCCAUGAUACUUAUGAUUUACUUCGUGAAGUUAAAAAUGAGUAUUUUAGGACUCAUAGUACAUUUGAGUGCGAAACAAAAAAAUGGUGCACAUCACUGAACUCCGACCUCUUCCUCUCAUCGCCGACUGCUAAAUGCGCACCAUUUCUAUUACUUCCACCUAGCCGGGAUAACUGCCUAGCUACGUUUAAGAGCAUAGCAUUCAAAGGAACAGAAGAAAACUUUUAUUUGAAAGACCUUGGUCUUAAGAUUUUUGACAAUUGUACUGAUAAUCUACAUGCUAUACGAACCAUAGCUUUUAUCCUUUCUUCAAAUACUACCCCAGAAAAGUGGCAGUAUCUCAAUUUUAUCUUGCUCCCGAGUGUAGAAAAUCCUUUUGAUUCUAUUAGCUUUAUAGUUCACCUCAUACGAAAACAGCUCAUUGAAUGUAAAUCGCUAUUUGACUGUGAUUUCAAUUAUCGUAAAAGGCAACUUGACUGCAAUUCGAAAAUCACACUUCUUAGGUGGGGAAAUUUUGUUGAAGAUAUCAGCAGGAGCAGUAAAACAAGUGUCACAGUGUACUACAAGGCUGGGGUUUUAAUGCAUGAGGUGAUGAAAUAUCAACAUCUUGUAAGAGAUGAUAUUCGUUUACUGUAUAGCCCUACUGAGGAAGUUGAUCAUAAACUAAUUCGACAUGUUAGCUUUAUUGUGGACUCCUCUUGGGAAGCUCCUUCCUGGCUUCUUGAAGCUAAACAAUUGAAGUCUCCCCAUUUUAUUCCAAGUAAAUCAUGCAGCUUGACUAUGAUACCCAAAAUUAAUGAAAUACUGGAAAAUAAAAUGGAGUUGAGAGCUUUAGAUCUAGCCAUUGUUAAUUGUAGAAGCUGUUUAAAUUCUAUAGGAAAGUUAACGAACUUAAGGUACCUCAGACUUGGUGCUUCCUCUGAAUUUUUGCCUGAAUGCAUCACAUAUAUAAAGUACUUGCACACUUUAGACCUACGCCACUCUGGGGUUCAACAGCUACCAGAUUGCUUUCAUGAAUGGUCGAGGUUUUCGUUAAGGCAAUUGUAUGUCGGAGAUAGAUUAAUCGAUCUACCUCCUAGGAAAGCAGUUUCUGAAAAUGAAAAACUUUUAGCAAACUUGGAGCUAAAUGGGUUGUCAUUAGUGUGGUCAUCUUCAAAUUCAAAACCAUUUGGUAAAAUUGACCAAAAGAACGAAGCUUUGGAGUAUGAGUUCUUGCAACCACCUCCUACUGUCAAGAACUUGGUAGUUCAAGGUUAUAACAAGGUGAGUUUUCCGGGAUGGGCCAUGAACCGAUUCUCAUCGUUGCUUAGUAACCUUGUAUCACUGCAUGUAAAAGACUGCAGUAGCUGCCAGUAUUUGCCACCCUUUAGUACUAUUCCAAAUCUUGAGUAUCUUCAGCUUUGUGGUCUCGAUGCCUUGGAAUGGAUAGAGAAUUGUGAUGACAAUAUUAUUGAUGCUUCUUCUGUGAAAGCAUUCUUCCCAUCCCUUCAGUUUCUCGAGUUGGUUAAUUUGCCCCAACUAAAGGAUGGGAAAAUUUUAACAAACAAGAUGUCUCCCAGAAGGUUUUCAAAUCGCUUUCAGAACUAA
Messenger RNA from Amaranthus tricolor (Joseph's coat), 2028 nucleotides. RefSeq names its product disease resistance protein RGA2-like. Lineage: Eukaryota; Viridiplantae; Streptophyta; Magnoliopsida; Caryophyllales; Amaranthaceae. The transcript has 6 exons. Gene Ontology annotation, molecular function: ADP binding. The record is from RefSeq and is a predicted model, not a curated record. Bases 1 to 2028 code for a protein of 675 amino acids.